CAGUUCGAUCAGGAAUGAAGCAUAAUCCCCUGUGCGCCCCCACUGUCUAGCACCGCAGCACUACCACCACCUCGGAGCUCCACGGCUUCUCCUCCUACGCAAAAGCACCGCGCAAUAACCCUCGCUACCCUGUCUUUUCUAAUUCUGAUUCUAGACUUUCCAAAUUGUGAGCUAAAUUAUCUCUGAACUUCUAUCUCGAAACGCGUUUCGCUUCUGAACCAACGAAGGUGUUGUUAUUGGUUGUUUUUCCGUCUCUGCUUCGGGUCGCGCCAAUGGAACUAGGGUUAGGGUUAGGGCAACCCUUCGUUCUUCUCCUACUCGCUCAGUUCUUCUGAUGCCUGGCUUGCGAGUUGCUGGCGUAUUCAUGUUGUGAAUUCCGAAAUUUUUGCUCCAUUGAUAGGUUAAAGUUUGGGGUUUCGUCAUGUCCGAUAGUGGUCGAGUUACCAUUACUCUUGGCCGUAGUGGUCAGGUUGUCAAGAGGGAUUUAUCUUCAGCUGACGUAUCGUAUGCUUCUUCUCUUUCCUUGGCUGGAACUAAGCGGUCUGUAAGAGACAGAAUUGGAAAUAAUGUAGAUGGUUAUGGACACAGCAACAACAAACGACACAGAGGAGAUAAUAGCAUACAAAAUGGGUUUGACGAUGGGCGUAUUGACAAAGAUGAUCUUCGGUUGAAGCUUAUGCGCAAAAGUGCAUCUAAGCGAGCUGAGAGCAAUGGUGAUAAGAGCCAGAUAGAUCUCCGUGAAAAACUGACCAAGGCAGUUCGUUCUCCAAUGACCAGUUUUAAUUCAAAGCAGCGUGAACUUGAACCAAGGGAAACAAGCAUGAUUAGGCGAAUUCCCUCAGCUAGAAGUUCUGAUGAUUUAAUGCGUAUGGAAUCCAUGAGAAGCUCAUACUCUCCUUGGACAUUGGACCAUAUUAGGCGAAGAUCACCAGAUGGGUUUCCAAGUAGUUCCAGGAGGAUUUCCCCUCAAAGAAAUGUGGAAGACCUACAGAGGAGGCCACUAAAUAGGACAUAUGAAAGUGUUACACCGGUACCUUAUGUAACUAGGGAUGUUGAAUCUUCAAGGCCUCCUGGCACUACACCUGCAUCUUUUGCGGCACGCUCAACAAUGUCCACUUUGCCUCCUGUAACUGCUAAGCCUGUAACAUCUCAUCUUGGCCAACUUCCUCCAUCAAGCAGUGUUGCACAAAGAGCUUCAUAUGUGGGUGACGAACAGCAAUCUCACCAAACUGUUGAUGGCCUGUUACAUGCUCUAGGACUGGGAAAAUAUGCCAUUCUCUUCAAGGCUGAAGAAGUAGAUAUGACUGCAUUGAAGCAGAUGGGAGAACAUGACCUCAAGGAGCUUGGAAUUCCUAUGGGUCCAAGAAAGAAAAUUCUUCUCGCUCUCUUGCCUCGUGCAAAACGUCAACAGUGAUACUGAUAUUACUACAUGAAGUAAACUUUAACACAUGGUUGGAUCACCAGGUUAUUGGUUUUUGUUUCGACUUUUUUAUCUUUUUUCUCUCUUUUUUUUUUUGGUUGAUGGUAAAGUACAUAUCUCAGUUUGUACAACAUGCGCUCUCUCACAUGGGGUUUGAGUGCCCCAUUUUUGCAUUUAAAAACAAGUAUUUGUUAACAUUGUAGUCUGUUGGGGAAUAUUGAUCUGUGACAUACUCUGUCCUUUCUCUCCUCUUCGUUUGAAGAAAUAGGAAAUGGAAUCAAUUUAUACUGAGCUAAGGUUGAUCGAUA
Messenger RNA from Arachis ipaensis, 1728 nucleotides. RefSeq lists its product as uncharacterized. The record is from RefSeq and is a predicted model, not a curated record. Lineage: Eukaryota; Viridiplantae; Streptophyta; Magnoliopsida; Fabales; Fabaceae. Gene Ontology annotation, molecular function: protein binding.